UUUUCACGUGGAUGUUCUUUUCACCGUGCGGAUACGGAUCUAGAAUUGAUUCCAGACAGGAAUUGAUGUUGCAUGUUUCUUUAUUUUUUCAAGGAUUUAUUGUUGAAGACGUAUGGGUUACCUUUCAAUGAGGAAGUUUUACUCCUAACUAUGCUAAUCCAGAUAUCGCAUCUUCAACUCGGCUAAUCUAAAGCCCUUCAUCUGCAACUCGGCUAAUUCAAAUCUCCCAACUUCAAUUCUGCUAAUCCAAAUCCCCCAAAUCCAACUCGGCUAAUCCUAAUCCCCAUGCUUCAAAUUUGCUACCAUCUUGCUAUCAAGAAAUUCAGAUAGCUAGCGAAAAUUUAUGAAGGAUUAAAAGCACCUCUACAUAUAUCAGGGGGAGAGCAUCUCUACAUAUAUCAGGGGGAGAGCAUCUCUACAUAUAUCAGGGGGAGAGCAUCUCUACAUAUAUCAGGGGGAGAGCAUCUCUACAUAUAUCAGGGGGAGAGCAUCUCUACAUAUAUCAGGGGGAGAGCAUCUCUACAUAUAUCAGGGGGAGAGCAUCUCUACAUAUAUCAGGGGGAGAGCAUCUCUACAUAUAUCAGGGGGAGAGCAUCUCUACAUAUAUCAGGGGGAGAGCAUCUCUACAUAUAUCAGGGGGAGAGCAUCUCUACAUAUAUCAGGGGGAGAGCAUCUCUACAUAUAUCAGGGGGAGAGCAUCUCUACAUAUAUCAGGGGGAGAGCAUCUCUACAUAUAUCAGGGGGAGAGCAUCUCUGAGGGAUACUUCUCACAAUGUAGACUAACACAGCUUACAAAUGCCACGUGCUACUAUGAGGAGCAACAGUCCAUUGGACGUCAUUACCUACUGCUUCAGAGCCUGCUAUGACAACACGAUCUUCAGCGAGGGGGAGGGCAGGGGCUACCCCGUGCAGAACGGCGCCAAGCCGGGGGGGUCAGAACUUUGUGAGGAUGGCACUGAGGGCCGCGGGUCGGGCUACUGUCGCCCUAGCCACGCGGCCAACGACUAUAUGCAUUCCCUCCCCACACCAGCGCCCGACGAUCUGGUGUUCCGCGCCCACAGGAAGCGGUCACGUGUCAUCCUUCUGCUGCUUGUCUGCCUGCUGCUAGUAGUGGCUCUGACAGUUGGUCUACUAGUGCAUUUUAUAGGCGAUUCUUCAGAAGAUUCGUCUUCUCCAUUUUCAUUGUCAUCUUCUUUAUCUCCUCCUGUGAUAACCUUAGCCAGCAUCCAGGGCAGCCUUACAGUUAUUGCUGGGCCUUUUGCCAUGUACAACCCCCACAUGGCUGACUCUACUUCACCUGCUUUCAUCAUCCUUCGUAACGCUUUUUUAUUUAAGAUGGAUACAAUUUUUAUGAAUUCGAACUUGGCAAAUAUGUACAACAAAACACAAGUUUUACACUUAAGCGACAACAAACGGAAUGUGAUGGUCAACUUCAGCAUCCAGCCUCAGCCUGGCUACAACACCAGCGCGCCCCUCCCCAUCCUGAGCAAGCAGCUGGAGGCGAUACUGGCCCGAGGUUUCAAGAACAGCAUCUUCGUCAUCGACCCAAGCUCCAUCUUUAUUCGGCCAAACGCUUUGAUAAGGCCGAACAUAACUCUACCUCCACAAGGCAAAUGUGUGCCGCUGAGCGUGUCUGUCUGUGCCAACAGCAACACCUCCUACCCCAACUUCCUGCACCAGCAGACCCAGACUGAGGCCGAGAUGACGGUCAAGCAACAUUACGGCCUCAGCUUCCAGCCCGCCUGUUACGUCACGGCCGGCGACUACUUCUGCGCAGUUAUCUCCCCCCAGUGUGGAGCUGACGGUAGACCCAUACCCCCCUGUCGUCGCUUCUGCUUGAAUGUGAAAAGAAUGUGUACACGUGAUACACACGAAUCAAGUUUCCUGAACAUGCACUCGUGUGACGAGUUCCCGGACAGUGAGGACCCAAAGAUCUGCGUCAGGGACCCCAAUCAGGCAGGCACGUGUGUUCCUGUCACAGUCCCCAACAGCUACUGCGCCAGCCAGGGUUUCAACCAGACAGCUUUCCCCAACACCCUCUACCCCGAGGACAGCUCCAUUUAUGUCGUCAUGCACUUCAUGGAAGGUCAGUUGAUGUUACAGGUCAUGCACUUCAUGGAAGGUCAGUUUAGGUUACAGGUCAUGCACUUCAUGGAAGGUCAGUUGAUGUUACAGGUCAUGCACUUCAUGGAAGGGCAGUUGAUGUUACAGGUCAUGCACUUCAUGGAAGGUCAGUUGAUGUUACAGGUCAUGCACUUCAUGGAAGGUCAGUUUAUGUUACAGGUCAUGCACUUCAUGGAAGGUCAGUUGAAGUUACUGGUCAUGCACUUCAUGGAAGGUCAGUUUAUGUUACAGGUCAUGCACUUCAUGGAAGGUCAGUUUAGGUUACAGGUCAUGCACUUCAUGGAAGGUCAGUUUAGGUUACAGGUCAUGCACUUCAUGGAAGGUCAGUUGAAGUUACUGGUCAUGCACUUCAUGGAAGGUCAGUUUAUGUUACAGGUCAUGCACUUCAUGGAAGGUCAGUUGAUGUUACAGGUCAUGCACGUCAUGGAAGGUCAGUUUAUGUUACAGGUCAUGCACUUCAUGGAAGUGAUAAACAACACUACCAACUGCUUUAAGCACUCUCGUCUGUUCGCAUGUGCCCUUGUGGCCUCACCGUGUAGCGGUAAACCCCCGCCCCACCACAUCAUCCCCCCAUGUGCCAGCCUGUGUAAAGCAUUCAAGGAUCGAUGCGGCGUGUUCCCCGAGAUUUUUGAGCUGAACAUCUUUGAGAACCUCAGCUGCUCCUCGCUGCCAGACUCGCCAGACCCCUCGGUCUGUGUGGGCUAUCAUCAAGCUACAGAGGUCGAGCCGUUUGUGUGCAAGAAUGGAGAAAUCCGGUGCGGAAAAAACCGCUGCAUCAAGAACUCAUGGGUUUGUGACGGGUUCCAAGACUGUGACGACAACUGGGAUGAGUUGCACUGUGCACACUGUUUGAAGUUUGAACAGAGUUGCUCCCCAUCAUCUGGGGUCUGCAUCAACCGUACCAAGGGCUGUGACGGGGAAGACGACUGCUUCAUGGCGGCAGACGAGAAAUUUUGUGUCCAUAUUGACAGCGAGCACGAAGCUGGUGUUCUCAAGGCCUAUAACUCUGUCAGCUUGGAGUGGGAGGAGGUGUGUCGAGACAACUGGACGGAGGACCUAUCCGCAAUGGUCUGUAAGCAGCUCGGUUACAGACGACCACUGACCACCAGCUACUACCAGACCACCAACCUAACGGGCCACAAAUCCAUUGUGUCGACCUUGAGAAAUGCCAGUGACCCGAGCAGAUUACAAAGUUAUUUAUUCAAAGGCUUAAAGGCCUGCCCCAGCGGUUAUGUGGUCAAAGUUGUUUGCAUGGAGGCGGCCUGUGGGGUUCGCCCCGCCUACUUUAAGUCUCCGCUGCGUGUUGUGGGUGGAGACGAGAUUACACCAGGCGCCCAGCCCUGGAUGGUCUCCUUGCACGGCGGCAUCUCGCAAACUUUCUUCUGCGGCGCUACCAUCAUACACGAACGUUGGCUGCUGACGGCCAGUCACUGCAUCGGAGGAGGGUACAAAGGUGACUUGAAGUACUGGAAGGUCAAGGCUGGAAGCACCAGAAGAUUCGCCUACUCCGCCUACAGACAAGUCCGCACGCCCAAGGCUAUCUUCAAACACCCCAUGUACAACACAGCCACGGUGGACAGCGACAUCGCUCUCAUCCUGCUGGACAAGCCACUGGCCAUGAACGACUUUGUCCGCUCCAUUUGUCUGCCGGACAAACCUGCGGACAUCGGGACCAGAUGUUAUGCCACUGGGUGGGGCAAGGUUGAAACUUCAGCACCUGAUUACGAGCCGGCCCUGCGUCAGGUGCCAGUAGACAUCACGUCAUGGGAGUACUGCAAGCACGCGAUAGCCAUGCACAACGAGCGGCCCAACCACUUCACCCUGACCAAGAACAUGAUGUGUGCUGGGGGUGCUAACGCCCACGACUCUUGUCAGGGUGACAGCGGCGGCCCCCUGCUGUGCCGGAGAGAUAACCGGAGUGACGAGUGGUACCAGGGCGGCAUUGUCUCGUGGGGGGUCGUGUGUGGCUCGCCCAACACCCCGGGGAUCUACACCAACCUACCGCUCUUCGUUCACUGGAUACAAGAGACGAUUGCUAACCACACACAUUCCUAACGCAAACAAGAAACAAAAACUCGAACCACACAAACAACUAACAGGGGCGUAGC
This is a messenger RNA of Physella acuta, 4232 nucleotides long. RefSeq lists its product as uncharacterized. The record is from RefSeq and is a predicted model, not a curated record. Gene Ontology annotation, cellular component: membrane. Gene Ontology annotation, molecular function: serine-type endopeptidase activity; protein binding. Lineage: Eukaryota; Metazoa; Mollusca; Gastropoda; Physidae. Gene Ontology annotation, biological process: proteolysis.